AUGGUCGCAACUACCACUACCCCCGAGCCGUUCCACAUCAAGACCUUCACGCGGGAGCGCCUCAGCGGCGUGGAGGCCAUCGCCGCCUGCAAGUCGCACCACUACGUCUUUGUCCGCGGCGGGCGUGCAGACGGACCCGGUGCCGUGGACUGGGGUGUCCUCAGCGACGUGUUUACAAUGCACUCGGGCAUCUCGCAGCGCAAGUUUGUCCUCGUCGUUGUCAGCCCCGACAUCGUCUCGUCCCACGCGUCACUGGCCCAGAGCGUGCACGCCGCCGAUGCACCCCUCGCCCGCUUCCACGUGCUGCUGGUCGGGUACACGCAGGGUACCCUGGACGCGCUCUGCCGCGACGAGGGCGCGCACAUCGAGGACCUGGUCUCGCUCUCGAGCGCCGAGGUUGUUUAG
This is a messenger RNA of Sphaeroforma arctica JP610, 405 nucleotides long. RefSeq lists its product as hypothetical. The transcript has a single exon. The record is from RefSeq and is a predicted model, not a curated record. The coding region runs from base 1 to 405 and encodes 134 amino acids. Lineage: Eukaryota; Ichthyosporea; Ichthyophonida.